CACACCGCUUUGGGAUAGAAAUAAAAGUUCUCCACUCUUGUUUACCUUUUUCUCAUGUUAAGAGCUUACAGAUUUGGAGACUCAUUUAUAUGGACUGUCUCCGUUUCUCCUUGUGUUUUUUCAUUCCCUUCUUAUAUAUCUGUUAGUGUGUAGUGUGGUUACUAAAGGGUCAGAAACAAAGAACACAACCCAACGCAUUCAAAGGUUUUGCAGCAAAGAACGCAACCCAACGCCAUCAAGGGUCCUGCAGGAAAGAACGCAACCCAAUGCAAUCAAAGGUCCUGCAGCAAGGAAUGCAACCCAUCACCAUUAAAGGUCCUGCAGCAAAGAAUGCAACACAAUGCCAUCAAAGAUCCUGAAGCAAAGAACGCAACCCUACGCCAUCAAAGAUCCUGAAGCAAAGAACACAGCCCGAUGCUAUCAAAGGUCCUGCAGCAAAGAACGCGACCCAACGCCACCAAAGGUCCUGAAGAAAAGAACACAACCCAAUGCCAUCAAAGAUCCUGAAGAAAAGAACACAGCCUGAUGCUAUCAAAGGUCCUGCAGCAAAGAACACAACCCAAUGUCCUCAAAGAUCCUGCAGCAAAGAACGUGACCCAACGCCACCAAAGGUCCUGAAGAAAAGAAUAGGACCCAACGGCAUUAAAGGUCCUGAAGCAAAGUGUGCAGCCCAACAGCAUCAAAGGUCCUUGCCACAGAACGCAGCCCAAAGCUUUUAAAUGACCUUAAGCAAAUAACGCAGUCCAACACCAUCAACAGUCCUACAGCAAAAAACGCCACUGAAUUAAAGGUCCUUGCAACAGAGAACACAACCCAAAAACUGCAGUAAGUGACGGAAGCCUCUACAUCUACAUCUAGCCACGUGUUCCUCUAUUGAAGGAGUGCAAACUGGCUGGCACCUUUUGUUGACCGCAGGUGACCUUACCAGAGACGUGAACUUUGCUCUCGCUGCCAUGAGGCUUGCCAGAAGUGGCUGGCACUUGGCACUGCUGUUGGUUACGACUGGCCUGGUUAGUUGCGGAAAGGGGAGGCGUGGGGGAGGCGAAAGGCGGAAGAAACUAAACCAGGUGCAGCAAGGCCAGUGCAGCUAUACCUUCAUCUUGCCGGAGGUGGAAAGCUGUCACGGUGGAGCAGACCAGAUUAGUGGAACUAAAAUUGUGCAACAGGACGCCCCGCCGGGAGACAGGGAGUUGUCAUCUCAGAAGCUGAGACAUCUGGAGAUGGCCAUGGAAAACAACACGCAGUGGUUGCAGAAGUUGGAAAACUACAUUCAGCAGAAUGUAAAGACAGGAAUGGUGCAUAUCCAGGCAGAUGCAGUCCAUAACCAGACAGCCACGAUGCUGGAGAUUGGCACCAACCUGCUCACACAGACUGCAGAACAAACCAGGAAACUCAAUGUAGUUGAGGCCAAGGUUAUGAACCAUACAUCAAGAAUUGCAAUCCAGUUAUUUGAGAAUUCGUUAUCAACAAACAAACUGGAGAAGGAGCUCUCGACACAGAUUACUGAAAUUUCAAAACUUCGAGACAAGAACAGUCGUUUGGAGAGUAAAGUCUUAGUACUGGAGUCACAGCAGAGGACAGAGCUGGAGGACAUCAGGGAAGAGAAAGAGAGACUGCGAGACCUGGUGAAGAGACAGACAGCUGCUAUAACGUCUCUAGAGAGACAGCUGAGAGCAGCCAGCAGUAAUAACUCAGCCCUGCAGAGACAACAUCAACAGCUCAUGAAGUCUGUACACACACUCAUUGGCCUGGUGUCUGCGGGAACAGGGUUCUUGCCAAAUGAGCAGCGGUUCCGAGACUGUGCAGAGGCCUAUAAAUCCGGUCACAACACCAGUAGAGUCUACCAGAUUUAUAUCGGAUACAUGAUGGAACCAACUAAGGUCUUCUGUGAUAUGGAGACAAGUGGAGGUGGAUGGAUGUUAUUCCAAAGAAGAGUCAAUGGAAGUGUGAACUUUCAGAGAGGAUGGAAAGACUAUAAACUGGGAUUUGGUGAUCCUAGUGGAGAGCACUGGUUGGGUAAUGAGGCUGUUCACCUGAUCACCAGUCAAGCCCAAUACUCCCUCCGGGUGGAACUAAAGGACUGGGAAAAUAAGGACACUUACGCACUGUAUGACCAAUUCCAGCUCGCCAGUGAAAAACAGCAGUACAGACUCUUGGUAGGGGGCUAUAGUGGAACAGCCGGACAGCUAAGUAGCUUAGCAUCAAACGGCACAGGCUUCAGCACUCGCGACGCUGACAACGAUAAGUGCGUUUGCAAGUGUGCCCUCAUGAUGACUGGAGGCUGGUGGUUCGAUGCAUGCGGCCUUUCCAACCUCAAUGGAAUCUACUACACAGUUGGUCACAACAUCCGCAAACUCAACGGUAUAAAGUGGCAUCACUUUCGAGGACCUAGCUAUUCACUCCAAUCCACCACCAUGAUGAUCCGACCAGCGGAUUUCUGACAUGGAGAAAUCACAUUGAAUGUUGGCAAACUCGUCACACUGAAUGACAGGUGUUCAAAUCGGAUUGCUUUCGGAACCCCAGUGGAGGCAGAUAAACAGUGUACAUUUUGAUAAACAAUCUGUCAUUUGAUGGACGAAUGCUAAUGUUUUACUGCAAAUCAUACAGUUGGCGAGGACAAAAGAGAUCAGCCUGAAAAUGUUAGCAUGUUUCUCUUUCACAUGCACAAACACUUACAAGCUUCACCAUCACAGCUACUCUUUUUGCCUGGAUUAAUGCAGCAUUAACAACCUGAAACAAUUUAUCAAUGGCCUUGACGAUUUCAUUAGACAACUACUACAUAGUGUCAAGAGUCAAUUGUUGUGGCAUCAAAUAAUUCCCAUGCAAGUGUAAUGGAAGCCAGCUGGUUCAUGAUAGCUGUGCGGUAUGUGUAAACCUCACUCCCCUGGCCUCAAGAGGUGCACUAGCAUCUGACGCUAGAGGCUGUAGCCUUUAGCCUCCUCGCUAACAUGCCUGUCUCCCAUGCUGGAGAUGUUGGUUCAAAUCCCAUUCGGAGCAGCUCAGGCAGGACCAGUCACAGUGCUACUGUGACCGAAUAGGAGUUAGGUUUAGGGGGGGUGAGUGUAACGGUAGCCAGCUAGCAUGUGCUGUGCAAUGUGUAAACAUCACUCCCCUGGCCUCAAGAGGCACAUUAGCAACUGACACUAGAGGCUGUAGCCGUUAGCCUUCCAUGCCGGAGACGGCGGUUCAAAUCCCGUUCGGAGCAGGUCGGGCAGGACCGGUUACACAAGGUGAACUUCUCAAACUAAAGGAGGACAAAAGGGAUGAGAAACACAACCUGAUUCUGAAGAAAAGACUCAAGCAGAUUUCUUAACUUUUCUUGAUGUUACAAGCCAAGAAUUUAGGCAGACAUGUCCAGAUAUGGACCAGGUGCACCUUUAUAUUCUUGGUUUGACAAUAUUUUCGAAACCAAUGAACGAACAAUAGAUUAACAGACAGACAGACAGACAGACAAACAGAUAGACAUUCAUCAAAAGUGAUAUUACCUAAUUUCUUCAAUUACCUCUUUGUUUUUAAUAACAGGAUAUUUUUUAAUUGUGCAUCUCUUUCAAUAGGCCUCAAAAACACACUCUAUGCAAGUAGAGCAAUGCAUUGGCUAAACAUAUAGGCAUAAAGCUUUUUGUGAAGGUUAGGUUUAGGGGUAGGGUUAGGAGUUUGUGUACAGUAUAAAAAUCAUUAUGUCUAUGGAGAGUCCACAUAAGGAUAGCUGCACCAACGUGUGUGUGUGUGUGUGUGUGUGUGUGUGUGUGUGUGUGUGUGUGUGUGUGUGUGUGUGUGUGUGUGUGUGUGUGUGUGUGUGUGUGUGUGAAAGAUACUAUAUUUUGUAUACUGAUUUCUUUCCAUGCUUUAUAUUUGGUAUGCUACCUGUUGUUCCCAUUUCCAAAAACACUUCAAAAGGAUGCACUUUGACUGUUUCUAACUUUGUACGAUAUAAAUGCAUUAGUUGCUGCUGUUGUAGAUUCAUUAUUACUUUUUGACCAUGAACUUUUCAACACAUAUUACUAAAUUGACCAUAAAUCUGUCAUCAUGUACCAUUACGUUUUGGAAAAUAAAACCC
Molecule: messenger RNA, 4057 nt
Organism: Xyrauchen texanus (razorback sucker)
Lineage: Eukaryota; Metazoa; Chordata; Actinopteri; Cypriniformes; Catostomidae
Product: angiopoietin-4-like
Exons: 9
Coding region: 954-2441 (495 amino acids)
Source: RefSeq, a predicted model, not a curated record